AUGGACCCUCUCUCGGCCCUUUCGCUUGCCUGCAACGUGAUUCAACUUGUGGAAUGGUCAAUCGAAGGUGCCAGAACCUGCAAAGAGCUCUGCGAUAAUGGGAGCCUUGAUGACAACAAUCGGGUCGAGAAGUAUACCCUAGAGGUUGCUGCCGCAAACAAAGAGGUGCAGACGGCUUUGCAAAGCGCGAAGUCAUCGGGGGGUACCACAAGGGUGCAACGCAUCGCCCAAGAUGCGUCGUCGACCGCCAAUGAGCUCAAGAUCGUACUCAACAGGCUGAAGUUGUCAAAGUCACAGGGCAUCAAAAAGAUCGGAGGCGCCUUCAAGACUACGCUGAAGACUCUGAUAAGUAGCGGCACAAUCAAAAAGCUCCAACAAAGACUUGAGCUGCAGGAGAAGGCAUUGCGGUCCACCAUUUUGAAAGACUUGUAG
Messenger RNA from Cyphellophora europaea CBS 101466, 432 nucleotides. RefSeq lists its product as uncharacterized. The transcript has a single exon. The record is from RefSeq and is a predicted model, not a curated record. Bases 1 to 432 code for a protein of 143 amino acids. Lineage: Eukaryota; Fungi; Ascomycota; Eurotiomycetes; Chaetothyriales; Cyphellophoraceae.